UGCGCGUGCGCAACUCGCGAAGAUGUCGGCAGAGGGCCAAGUCGUUUCGUGCAUUCCAAAUACGAGUAAGAUGUCGAAGGCGAAGAAGGUUUUGGAGGAGGCGCGCGAAAUCCAAAAUCCCGAAUUGGAUUUGGCUGAUAAGGGAAUCGCCAGCUUCGAGGAGUUGCCCGGUCUCCUGAACAUGAUGAACAUCACUAGACUCACAUUGAGCCACAACAAAAUCAAAGUUGUUCCACCAGCUCUCGCCAACUUGACCAACUUGGAGAUCCUCAAUUUAGCUAACAACAACAUCGAGGAGUUACCAUUAUCGUUGUCUUCUAUGCCCAAGCUGAGGAUUCUGAAUCUCUCCAUAAAUCGACUGUACUCUUUGCCAAGAGGAUUCGGAGCAUUCCCAAUCCUAGAAGUCUUAGAUCUCACCUACAACAAUCUCAACGAGAAAACGCUCUCAGGCAACUUCUUUCAAUUAGAAACCCUGAGGGCUCUCUAUUUGGGUGACAACGACUUUGAGUACAUUUCAGAUGAAAUCAAGAAUCUGAAAAACUUGCAAAUUUUGGUGCUGAGGGAGAACGACAUAAUCGAAUUGCCAAAGGAAAUUGGUGAAUUGGUUAGACUACGCGAAUUGCAUUUACAGGGUAACCGUCUGACGUUGCUUCCGCCGGAAAUUGGAAAUCUGGAGGUGACCAACAAAUCUGUGUUCAAAUUCGAGGGCAACGAUUGGGUGACGCCGAUCGCGGAUCAGUUGCAAUUGGGCGUUUCGCAUCUGAUGGAUUUCCUGAAAAGCGAAACAUACCGGAUUUUGUACGGAAGAUAUCAGCAGAACAAACCGCAAGUGCCGCCGCCUUGCAUCGAUAAAGCCAAGAAAGCUUCGAGGAUCAGAUGAUCCGUAACUGCCAAAAUGACUACGACUAGUUAGAGCGAGCGAUUAAUCCUCUUCACUAAUUAGUAGCAAUAUCAAUAAUCAAGUGCCUUAUGUUUUUUUUACAAAAUUAACAAAUUAAUUUAUUACCAUAUAUAUAUUUUAUAUAACUCUCCAAGGAGAAACACACAGAUAAUAUAUCUUAUGCUUUUAUUUACUUUUGUGAUUAAAUCCUGUACGAACAA
Messenger RNA from Nicrophorus vespilloides, 1101 nucleotides. It is a transcript of the gene ics, whose product is annotated as ras suppressor protein 1. NCBI's taxonomy places the organism in Eukaryota, Metazoa, Arthropoda, Insecta, Coleoptera, Silphidae. The coding region runs from base 23 to 880 and encodes 285 amino acids. Gene Ontology annotation, molecular function: protein binding. The record is from RefSeq and is a predicted model, not a curated record. The transcript is spliced from 6 exons.